Molecule: messenger RNA, 5114 nt
Organism: Chrysemys picta bellii (western painted turtle)
Lineage: Eukaryota; Metazoa; Chordata; Testudines; Emydidae
Source: RefSeq, a predicted model, not a curated record
UUUUAUUCAAUAUCUGGUACCUUUAGGACUCCUUAAAUCGACUGGAAGAUGGCAGAAGCAGUAUUGAUUGAUCUGUUCAGUCUACAAAUGAACUCACAAAAUAAUGGCAUUCAGAAGUUAUUAUGUAGCACACUAGAAAGGAUUGAAAAAGGCUUCUCUGCCAGUGCUCCAUUUGUUUACAUAAUGUGCUACCAAACUCCAGGAAGUGAAAGGAGCAGUGAACAAGAUUCGCUAAAAUCUUCCUUGAUCCCAGGUCACAUCUUCCUACACGGGUUCACCACAAGGACAGGUGGGAUCUCUUAUAUACUAACGCUCAGCUCCUUAAACCUCUUCAGCAGUGCUAAGCGGAGAGAUCCAAAGGCUGUGGUUAAAGAAAACCUACGCAGGUUAGCUAAUACUGCAGGUUUUGACCCAGAGACAUUUCACCGUGUGAAGGUCAAUCAUGCCAGUGAUGUUUGGAUUAUGGGAAAGCCCCAGCCUGACAGCUAUGAUGCAAUAAUAAUGAAUCAGAAAGAUGUUACAAUAGCAGCUCCCAGCGCUGACUGCAUACCUGUGCUUUUUGCUGAUCCUGUCAAAAAAGCCUGUGGAGCUGCUCAUUCUGGAUGGAAAGGCACUUUGUUAGGAGUUGCUAUGGCUACAGUAAAUGCUAUGAUAACAGAAUAUGGCUGUAAUGUUAAGGAUAUACUUGUGGUGCUGGGCCCAUCUGUUGGACCGUGCUGUUUUACACUUCCUCAGGAAUCAGCAAAGGAAUUUUACAAUCUUGAUCCAAAAUGUGUCAGACAGUUUGAAUCUCCAACUCCCUAUGUUGAUAUUAGAAGGGCAACACGAAUUCUUCUAGAGACUGGAGGGAUUCUGCCUCAGAACAUACAGGAUGAUUCUGUCCCUGACCACAACCAAAGUCUCACUUUCUGCACAGCAUGCCACCCUGAUACAUUUUACUCUCACAGUCGCGAUGGCACUAACUUUGGCAUACAGUUUGGCUUCAUAUCGAUCAGAGACUGAGGUAGCGUCUCUUAUCCUUGGGUAGUAACCGGGCAAUAACUGUUAGCAUUGCCUGACAUCUUACUCUCCUGACAGUAGGCCUCUCCUCUUUCCUUCACCUGAUAAGUUCUAAGGAAGAAGUGGACUUAUCAUAGGGAUUUGUACCUGUUGGGAUGCCUUGUUCCCUGUGGGAGGCGAGACCAGCAGCAGCCAGGUAGACCUCGAUAAAGCUCAGAAACUUUCUUAUUCUCCAUACUGCUUGGUCUUAGUAGCCAAUGCUGUCUUACCAGCUUGAGCUUACUCUAGACACUAUCUUCUCUGCUUCAUCUAAACUCAAGAACCUAGUUACAUCACAAAGAUACCUGUUUUAACCGCCUUAUCUGUUCUGCUAGUAACUAACUAUGCACCCUUCUUAUGCUCCUACUGAAAAUGUGCCUCUGGACAUUCUGGUUUCACAAUAGACGUUAUUGAUCAUCAUAUACAAAUGAAAAGAGCCUCCCAGUACUGUAGUCAUUUAUCUGCCAGGUCCAUUACUAGGAGGACUGUAACCUGCAGCGUUCUCUGGCUUAAGUCUUGGGGGAAGUGUCUGGAAAAUAUUUUCUAUUUUUCAACCAACCCCUAUUUUUCAAGCCGUCCCUUGCAUCGUCCAGGAUAAAUUUUGCCCCCUAGGGGUCAGGGCUCACUCACUCGGCCUUUCCAUCUCUUUAGCCAGGAUAAUGCUUUGUCAGAGCAGAUCUGUGUAGCUGCAGUUUGGUGUUCCAAAGCUACUUUUAUAAGACACUGUAAAGUAGACACUUAUUAUGACUGUGCCAAUAGCUCUUCGGCCAAGUCAUUCUGGCAUCUGUGCUUGAAAAGUAAUCUGUUCUUCUUGUGGGGCUGCUAUUCAGUUCCUAGCAAAUUAGAGACUUUCCUUGUCCACUUGGAAAUAGAUUUUUUUUAAAAAUCUGUGUCUUUUUUUGUAAAUGGACUUUAUGGACAAGGUCAGUAUCUGCUGAAACUAUUCUUUAGCUAUAAUCUCGGCUUCUGGCUGUAGCUUUAGUGCUGUAACAUUUGCAGUUGGGAGGUUUAAGAUCAUUCUGCAGUUCCACCAGGUCGCUCAUGCCUGUUCAAGUGUGACAUUAGAGACUUACAUUGUCUGUUGGAAAAAUUACCAUUUAUAGGUAAGAAAGUUAUCCAAGUCACAGAACAAGUGCAAAAUGAACAGUUCCACUGAAAAUUUGCUCCCACUGAGCCUCACAAGCCAUUGUUACCAUCAUUGUUCAUUAGUUCUGUUACACUACAUUACUUAGACUAUAGUUCAGAGCAGGGACCAGCUUUUUUGCGUGUUUGUACAGCACCUAGCACAAUGGUGCUGCCACCAUACAAUAAAUAAAUAAUAAUUGAGAGAUCCCAGCCAAGUCAGCGUCCCAUUGCACUAGGCGCUAUAUAACAAAUUUAUUUACAUAUAAUCAAAUACAGGCCCUGCUCCAAAGGGAUUAUAAUCUUAGUUUAAAACAAGACAUAAAAGGUGCAGGGAGGACUGGAUAACAAUAGUCUGAGCAUGUACUUUCACAGCUGUGUGCACAGUUUGUAAGCUUAGAGUUUUUUGCUGCUGUUUGUAUUAAUAAGCAGAUCAGUAGUAGCAGCCGAGGCUCACAACCUCUAGGGGAACUUUUAACAUGUUUCAUAAAUUAUUCUGACAUACUUGUUUAAUGACCCUUCCCAUCCAUUAACUUCUAGUGUGAAUUUAUAACAUUUCUCUGAGCUAUUAUCAAGUUAGUAAAUGGUAUUAUUAAUUAUUACUGGGAUGGGCUGUGAGGAGAGUGUGAGUAUAUUAUCAUACUGAAUACUGUCUUCUGUAAAGAUACAGUAUAAUUAACAUUCAGUGCAGUUGUAAAUUAUGGACAGAGCUUUCAUUUGCAUUGAUAUAUUCCAAUUAUUGAACAGGCUUUAAGAAAUGAAUGAUCAAGUAUUAUAUUAGAACAGCGCUGCUUCAGCAUUGGGCAGUAACCUUCAGGUCUCUGAGGUGGGUGUGUCGAUUUUCCUGUGUGGUCUUCUGGUCAGAGCUCGAGAGGUGUAAUAAGCUCAAGUCCUCUGUGGAUUGAGCAGAGAGUAGCACAUGUAAUACGCACUGACAGGUGUAACGCACAUUGACAUAUGCACCAAAAAUUACAACCACUAAAAUGCCGGAAGGGUUUCACCUUUCCCAGACAGCACUGUAUUUCGCACAAUGGGUCAUUUCUCCCUUUAAUUUUUUUUCUUCUUGUGAUUAUCUUCUGCUUCUUUUUGUAUGGUGAAAUUCACAAAUGCCAAACAGGCCCCUGUAAAUGGAAUAAGAGAGCUUCAUAUGACUGUCCGGAGCAGGUGUUUAAGGAGACAGAAUCUACCCUGUGGGGAUGCAGUGCAGCCUUUGCACAGUCUGUCUUUCUAUGCAGCAGUUCUUAGACUGGAACCAUGUGUGGAGCUAUUUGUGCUCUCUCACACAUAGCCUCAGCAGUCCCCUCUAAAAUAGCAUAGUGCCAGCAUGGAGCCUACCUCCUGAGCACAGGAUCUUUGUAAGGGUCCACCAAGCCAUACCCCAUAUGAUGGUUUCACAAUGGUCCCACUUUAUCAGCCUAUAUAGCAAACAAGUCAACAUUCCUAGAUUCAGUCUAUGCUGUCCUCAUUUCACUUCAUGGAUCAGUUGCUGUUGAGUAGUGCAAUGAGAGAGAUGAACUGCAUUCACUUAUCCUGAGGCUGCGUGCAUUAGAAUCAUGUGUGCCCUGAUUUUGUCCUUUGAGUCCCAUAGUCCUUCAUGAACUUGGGUCUCUUGUGUGACAACGUAACAGUACGCUACAUUGAUGGCCUUCCUAAAUUCUACAUGUGACAGGAAAAAUAAUGUCUUGCUUUGCUGGAAGGGACACCUGCCUCCAAAGAAUCCUGGCAACCCAAGUGUAAUACAGUUUAACUGACUUCUUGUACUUUCCAUUUCCAGCAGACAUUUACCAGAGUUUUCCAAUGAGUGAAUAAUUUAGGCAUUCAUUUGAAGUAUUUAAUUUAAGAAUAAUUUUAGGCAUGUGUAUCAAAUACACUCAGGAUGUUAUAAAUUAUUAUACAGUACUGCACAUUUUUGUAACACUAAAAGGUUUCACUUGCUUGCUUUCCCUUUAAUAUGCAAUUUACAUUUCUUGGUGCUGCUAGAAAGCAUCAUUAUGUGUUUCCUAAUGUCACUCUGAGAAGAAUAGGGAGUUAGCCUUUAAAGUGAUCUUUCAUUACAAAAUGUUUAAUUUACAGUAGUAUCACGUGUUACAGAUAUUUUGCUGAAUCUAUUUGCGUGAGUUCUCUCCCUGUAAUCCAUUCAAAAGAGACCCCAAGAAGAAUUUCAGAGGCUUGAUCUAUCAAGAGCAAUGUGGCUGAAAUAUCUAUAUUCCACUUUUACAAAUGUGACAUCAUAUCUCUAAGGCAACCUGUAUUCUGGCAAUCAUGGGAACAAGGACACUGCAUGGAUUUCCAUUUGAUUCCUGCAACAUGAAAGAGAUCUGAGACAAAAUCAAUAUGGACUGUGCUAAACUAUUAGGAUUCAUUUUCACAAUUAAUUCUACCUAAGGGACUGUUUCCUUUAUUCUACUGCAAAUGUAAUUCAGAGCCAGUAAAUGUUGCAUGAGAUUGUUUUUCUAACAGUGUCAUCUCUACAUUUAGCAUAGGACUGAAUGACUAUAAUGACUUAUAAUCAUUUGACAUCCUUUAUUUUGAAAGUAGGGAACCUAACAUAGUACUUGAACAUGUCUCUUUUAUAAUGUGGGCACUAAGAAUUCUUUAUAUUUAAAUAUGCACAAUUUAUUUUUUCUCAUGUGAUAUAAUGCCUUUGGGCAGCGUUGCAAAAUUUUGCUUUGGUGUUUAGUUAAAACAAAUGUAAUACGUCAUUGCCAAUGGUACUAUAGAAACCUGAGAUAAGUGCUUCAGUGCUUCCCUUGGAGGCACUAAGCUCCAUCUUAACGGGACUCUCAUAGAUGUUGUCAUCACUGUGUAAUGAAAAUAUUUUGUUGUUUUUAUCUGAAAGACCCUGGGCCUGAUUCCCCUAAACUGAUAUAAAUCACAAGUAACUCAGUUAAAGUCAACAUUGUAAAACCCAGUGUGAUGGGAGAAUCAGGCCUCAUGAAUGUUUUUAGUUACAA